AUGGGCCUCGGAGCUGCCCCGGGCGUCCUGGCUCUGGUGGCGCUUUCGACGCUCGGGCGCCUCGCCGGAGCGGGUUGCGUCGAGGAAAGGCGCUGCUGUCCCGGCCGGGAUCCGACGUGCACCGCCACCGGCUGGCGCCUGGACAGAACUUAUGGGACCUGCUUCUGCGACGAGGCUUGCGAGAAGACCGGCGACUGUUGCCACGACUACGCCCAGGGGUGCCCAGCUGUUUCAUGUGUUGUUGGAGAAUGGAAUCACUGGAGUGGCUGUGCAGAGCAAUGUAAACCCACCUUUCGGAUGCGUACGCGUAUUGUACAACAAGAGCCAAAAAAUGGUGGGGAGCCUUGUCCUCCAUUGGAAGAAAAAGCUGGCUGCCUGGAAUAUGCAACUCAUGAAGGGAAAGAUUGUGGAGACGUUCCUGCAUUCAUUACUACUUCUGAAUAUAGUAAAGAGAGAAAAAAGACAGCUGUACAUCCAAGGUGGUCUUUAGAAACAGAAGAUUCUAGGAGUUACUGUGUGGAAUUUAAAACAGAAUCAUUGUCUCCUUAUUGCUCUAUGGAAACUCGCCAAUAUGCUCGAUGGAUGCAGUACCUUCGAGCAGGCUAUACAGUAUGUGUAAUCUGCCAGGAGCCAGCAAUGCACAGAGAUAACUAUCGCUGUCCUGGAGAUGGCACGGAUACUGAUAGGAAUGCAAUUCUCCACUGGCAAGCAGUUGGAAACCCAUCCUGCUAUGGAACUUGGAAGAAAAUUCAGCAAGUGGAAGAAUGUUCAUGCCCUCUUGUACAUAGUUUUAUUUUUACAUAGCAGAGUGAAUGUAUUUACACCUGAAGUAUAAAAUCUAGCACUGCACCUAUGUAAAGCUUUUAAGCAUUAAAUAAAUGAGGAAUCAAUUUUUGACAUUACACGCAGUCUUUUGUAUGAAUGGAUAAAGUUAAAUGAACUAUAUAAAGUUAUAUUGGUGUUCCCUGAAUUCAGUACUAAUAAUUAUUGUGAAAAGCCAUUAAAACAAAUAAGCUGGAUAAUCAUUUACAUAAAUCAACUGUAAUAUGGCAUUCAUUCUUUUGAAAAGCGUCUGCUUUAGUUAUAAUUUAAAAUAAAUAUU
Messenger RNA from Thamnophis sirtalis, 1102 nucleotides. RefSeq names its product somatomedin B and thrombospondin type 1 domain containing (gene SBSPON). The record is from RefSeq and is a predicted model, not a curated record. Lineage: Eukaryota; Metazoa; Chordata; Lepidosauria; Squamata; Natricidae.